GGAUUUCACCGUUUGUGGGGUUCUCAAGUGUGCCUUGGCGGCAUUACUCCUCGCUGCUUACUUUGCGGGAUUAGCACUGGGUGAAGGCUACAUGACAACAGCGGGCACCAUACGUCAUGACAAGAAAGCUGGCCGACUGCCCGACAGGCACAAGGUGUACGACUGCCUUAACAAGUGCGACAAAAAUCCGCCCUGCGCAUGCGUCAGGGUAUCCAACAACAAGAAAUACUCAUGCGACCUACUGACACCAUUCCCACAUGGCAAGCCGCUGAUGUCGAAGGGAUACGUUUACUACGCUGCGAACCGCUACAAGGACACGCUGUACAAUGAAACCGGCGCGGGUACCAACUACGCGUACAAGAAGAAGACACAGCAAAGUUCCACGUACGAGCUGUACGGGAUACAGUACACGUCGGACAAGGCGGUCGAUGGAUCGCACAACACGGACGGCUUGAAACCGCCCUACUUCGCCCACACUCUGGACUCCUACUGGAAUGAGCUGUUCCCCUGGUGGAUGGUGGAUCUGGCGCAGGACAUCACCGUCACCGGCAUACGCAUAAGGAACCGCAAGGAGUGGGGGGACCGGCUCCACGACUUCGACGUGCGUGUGGGCCCACUGCCCAUUACGGCCGAACACAACGACGUCCCGUUCAAAGGAAACACACGCUGCUACUACCACGAGAAGGGCGGCAUCGAGGACGAGGCGCUCGUGUUCCUCGAGUGCAAACCGUGCCCCAUCAGAGGGCGCUACGUCUCCAUACAGAUCACCCAGAACUGCACCGACUGCCAGGAGCCGCUGAAGAACGUCCUUCAGCUCGCCGAAGUCGAAGUGUUCGGCCUGCCGUAGAUCCACUGGUGCCGUUUACCAGCACAAGCUUAUUUCCCGCUUAUUCAUUGCGUCAUUCACCAAGUCACACAGCCGUAACUCGCGCACAUGAAAGUCUUGUGCAGCUAUUCUGUAGAUCCUGCCAUGCUGCAAAAAAAAAAAGAAAAGUUCUUUGUCAGUUCGUCAGGCAGGUAAGAAAACUACGCCAAAGUGGUCAUUUUGCAAUGAAUGUAAAGCUCCUUUUACGAUUCGAGAUGAAAUAUUGCUUGGAAAGCAAAAAAAAAAGACUGUUGCAUUCUGCUUAGCGUGAAAGAAAUUCGAGAAAGCUUAUAUGGAAAGCACAUCCAGAAUUCAUUACUAAAUGAUACAAAGUAAAUGCCCUGAGAUACACCGUGCUUAAAUGGACUUCGUUCACGCGUGCCACCUGCUGCUUCCGGCAACCUGCUGCUGCCAUCUUCGGCGAUUGUUUCAUUCAGCUACAUUUCCUAUAAUACGUUAUUUCAUUAAUUCAAUUACUAAUUACAAGUAAAUUACCCCAUGUUGUACUUGGCGUCUGUCUUCGUUGGCGUUACAUGAUAUCACUAAUAAUAAAUCGUGCCCAUCUAUGCCCCUUCGUGUCGUUCAUUAUAUAACGAGUGUCUCAAAUCCGGCACCAUUGAUGCAUUCAGGUAGCACGUAUGGGUUUACUGACCAGUCGCCUUCACCCUGAAAGGCAACGUACACGCGACGCCUGCGGUCGAAAGGAUAUUCCACAACUACUACCAAGGUUUGGAAUUGGUUGCGCGUGCUAACUGUUCUAUGGUUAGUUAUAUAGUUAAAACGUAAAUACGUAAGUGGACGCAAAAAUGGAGCCGCGAUGGCUCAAUUUCUAGGAGCAUCACAGACGUACUGCGAAGAGAUGGGACCACUCUAAACCUGCGGCCAGUUGUUCUUUCAUCCACUUUCAUUUCAUUUAUCAUUUACUUUUUCCAGUUAUUAGGCACACGCCAUUCCUCUUAUGCUGUCACUGGUGUCCUUCCUUGUUGCCUUCUUAUGAAAUGAAUAAUAAAAAAAAUCUGGCCCUCGGU
Molecule: messenger RNA, 1893 nt
Organism: Dermacentor andersoni
Lineage: Eukaryota; Metazoa; Arthropoda; Arachnida; Ixodida; Ixodidae
Product: fucolectin-1-like
Source: RefSeq, a predicted model, not a curated record